CGUCAAUUAAAAUACAAAGUGGCCACAAGUUUCGAUAGUAAAAUCUAUUAUAUCCACUGUCAGCAACCGCCGCGCAUACUGUGCGAAACAGAUUCGCUUCAACAACAACACUCCAUACAGCAGCAACAAUCACUGGAAGCAAAUAAUACAAAGCAUCCACACAUCGCUCAGCACUCUGACUCGCAGACGAGCAGAAGCGAACAAUCAGGUGGCGGUAGUAGCAGCACGCCACCACCAGCACUACCACACUCGCCUACAGAGGCAGUUACACGCUUGCAAAAUCCACAGGAGUCUAUAGAUACAAGUGCUCAAGAGGAUGACGAGGAAGAGGAGGACACCUCAAUGAUGUCCGAUAAUGAAACAUUCCUCCGUCUGUUGGAGGAGCAAGAGAAAAUUUCCUUCAUGUUUCGCUGUGCGCGCAUUCAGGGUUUGGACACCUUUGAGGGCCUGCUGCUCUUCGGCAAGGAGCACUGCUAUAUUGUCGACGGCUUCACGCUGCUGAAGAAUCGCGAAAUACGCGACAUUGAUACAUUGCCACCAGGUGCAUAUGAGCCGAUUAUACCGAAUUCGGGUGGACCUACGCGCACGCAGAAGGCUCGCCAGUGCUCAAAAUUCGCCUAUGAAGAAAUUAGAGAGGUGCAUAAACGCCGCUAUCUGCUGCAGCCAAUAGCCUUGGAGGUAUUCUCGGAGGAUGGACGCAAUUAUUUGUUGAGUUUCCCGCGGAAAGUGAGGAAUAAGGUCUAUCAACGUUUCAUGGCACAGGCGACAGCCAUCAAUGACAACGCACAGCAGUCGGUGGCAGGCCAGAAGCGAACAGCAAGUGUGGAGCAAACCUCGGGCAUUUUUAGCAGUUUGAUUGGCGAAACAUCAGUCACGCAACGUUGGGUGCGCGGUGAAAUCUCCAACUUCCAAUACUUAAUGCAUUUGAAUACGCUGGCUGGCCGUUCGUAUAAUGAUCUCAUGCAAUAUCCAGUCUUCCCCUGGAUAGUCGCCGACUACGAAUCGGAAGAGCUAGAUUUGUCAAACCCAAAGACAUUCCGUGACUUCUCGAAGCCGAUGGGCGCGCAAUCAGAGGAGCGCCUAGAGCAAUUCCAGAAACGUUUUAAGGAGUGGGAUGAUCCACAUGGCGAGACGCCUCCCUACCACUAUGGCACGCACUACAGCUCUGCCAUGAUUGUUUGCUCGUAUCUGGUGCGUUUGGAACCAUUCACACAACACUUUUUGCGUCUGCAAGGCGGCCAUUUCGAUUUAGCUGAUCGCAUGUUUCAUAGUAUCAGAGAAGCGUGGCAAUCCGCAUCCAAAUUCAAUAUGGCUGAUGUAAAGGAGUUGAUACCGGAAUUUUUCUAUCUUCCGGAAUUUUUGAGCAACGGCAAUAAUUUUGACUUGGGCACAAAACAAAACAGCGAUACGCUGAAUCAUGUCAUCCUACCACCUUGGGCUAAGCAGGAUCCACGUGAAUUUAUACGCGUUCAUCGGAGUGCUUUAGAGUGUGAUUAUGUUAGCCAAAAUCUGCAUUUGUGGAUAGACUUAAUAUUUGGGUGCAAGCAACAAGGUCCCGCUGCCGUGGAUGCAGUGAAUGUUUUCCACCAUUUAUUUUACGAAGGCAAUGUAGACAUUUACAACAUCGACGAUCCGCUGAAGAAGAACGCCACCAUCGGCUUCAUCAACAAUUUUGGCCAGAUCCCCAAACAGCUCUUCAAGAAAGCACAUCCUGCUAAGAAAAUGUCCAAUUCACGGCAUUCCGCGCUAAUCGAUCCGGGCGCUUUAAUACAGGGUAACACCACCGUUUUACAAUCGGAACGUUUGUUCUUCCAUAACUUAAAUAAUCUUAAACCGAGCCUCCAGCCAAUCAAGGAACUGAAGGGACCUGUUGGUCAGAUAUUGCAACCAGAUAAGACUGUGUUUGCCGUCGAGCAGAAUAAGGUAAUGAUGCCACCCUCCUAUACGAAAUAUAUCGCCUGGGGCUUUGCCGAUCACUCGCUCCGCAUUGGUCUGUACGACUCCGAUCGUGCUUCCUUUGUUUCCGAGGCCGCUGCACAAAACUCGGGUGAAAUACUCUGUUGCGCUUGUCCCAAUGGCAAAAUGAUUGUGACUGCCGGCACUAGUUCAGUUGUGACGAUAUGGAAAUUCGAUGCGAAUCGCAAGAGUCUCACCGUACGCAACUCCUUGCACGGGCACACUGAUGCCGUCACUUGCUUGGCAGCAAGCGCUGCAUACAAUGUAAUCAUAUCGGGCUCGCGCGAUGGCACCGCGAUCGUUUGGGACAUGUCGCGCUUCACAUUCGUACGGCAGUUGCGCGGCCAUGCGGGUGUUGUUGCCGCCGUGGCCAUCAAUGAUCUUACGGGCGAUAUCGCGACAUGUUCGGCAACUUGGCUGCACGUUUGGUCAAUCAACGGCGAUCCGCUGGCGAUGGUGAAUACGUGCGUAGGUAGCGCCGAUCGCAUGCAGCAAAUAUUAUGUGUUUCCUUCUCGCAAAUACGUGAAUGGGAUCAGGAAAAUGUG
This is a messenger RNA of Rhagoletis zephyria (snowberry fruit fly), 2502 nucleotides long. RefSeq names its product WD repeat and FYVE domain-containing protein 3-like. Gene Ontology annotation, molecular function: protein binding. The record is from RefSeq and is a predicted model, not a curated record. Lineage: Eukaryota; Metazoa; Arthropoda; Insecta; Diptera; Tephritidae.